AUGGCUGCAGUCGUCGCUCUCGAUGCGUUUGACCCGGAAGGCUCCAAAUACCUGCAUCAGGUCUUUCCCGAUGUAAUCGAGCAAGGACACCCGCUGCACGCAACUUGGACAGAGCAUGCCGUGGGCCUAUUCGUUGCGAAGAGUCGAGUCACUCGUGAGAUGAUUAGCAAGGCGAAGAAGUUGCGGAUCAUUGUCCGCCAUGGUACUGGUUACGAUAACAUCGACGCUGAAGCGUGUCGAGAGCACGGGGUUAUUCUUUGUUACUGCCCCGGAAUCAGUGCGAUGAACGUGGCAGAAGUGGUGUUGGCUCUCACGGGCGCCUGUGCCAAGAAUCUGAUCGAAGUGUCACGACAACUUCGAGCUGGCGAAAAACUGAACAAGAAGUUCAAAAGUCUGUACUCUGCCGCAUUGCUAACGGGGAAGACCUUUGGUAUCGUUGGUGGUGGCACCAUAGGACAGCUGGUAGCGAAGAACGUUGGCGCCUACGAAGGCAAUUUGAUAGUCUAUGAUCCCGCUUUACCGGCACAAAGUUGGGAGGCCCUCCCUCACACCCGCGCUGCUUCGCUGGACGAGAUACUCCCUCAAGUGGACGUGCUAUCGAUCCAUGUUCCACUUCUAUCAGCAACAAGGGACAUGAUAGCCGCGCCGCAGCUGAGAAUGAUGAAACCCACGGCUGUCUUGAUCAACACAGCGCGAGGCGGUGUCGUCAAUGAACCAGAUUUAUGGGAUGCAUUGAGGAACAACAUCAUCGCCUCUGCAGGAGUCGAUGCUUGGGUGAAGGAGCCGCCGACGAAAGAGGACUAUGGGCAUGUUUUGGAAAUGGACAACGUUGUGACAACGCCGCACAUCGGCGGCUCUCCUGCUGAAAUACAAACGGCAACUUGUCGCGCCAUGGUCGAUCGUAUGAAGGAAGCAUUGAUUGACGGGGUAAAGCCGAAGGACCGGGUAUGCUGA
Molecule: messenger RNA, 954 nt
Organism: Zasmidium cellare ATCC 36951
Lineage: Eukaryota; Fungi; Ascomycota; Dothideomycetes; Mycosphaerellales; Mycosphaerellaceae
Exons: 3
Coding region: 1-954 (317 amino acids)
Molecular function (GO): NAD binding; oxidoreductase activity, acting on the CH-OH group of donors, NAD or NADP as acceptor
Source: RefSeq, a predicted model, not a curated record